Messenger RNA from Dentiscutata heterogama, 132 nucleotides. Lineage: Eukaryota; Fungi; Glomeromycota; Glomeromycetes; Diversisporales; Gigasporaceae. The record is from the annotation of a GenBank genome assembly.
AUGGAAAACUCUUUACAAACCUUAAUCGAUCUUAAAGAUUAUCCUAUUGAUGAAGCUUCAUUAGAUCUUGAUGAAGAGAUUAUUACUACCAGCAUAUUCUUUCCAAGAUCUGAACCAGAAUGUGUUAUAUGA